AACUAACGAUCCCCAGUGGGGACGGGGCGGCGUCAUGAGCGUUAAAACGCACCAGGUGAAGCGCGGCUUGUCUGCGUGUCCUAGCACACGACUAGCCCUGGCAUGCAAUCCACUCUCGCGAAUUAUGGUCUUUAUAAUCCUCGGGCGCCCCCAGACCCCUCGCGUGUGGUAGGAGUUCUCAACGCUAUUUGCAACCCAUUGUGCUUCCAACUCAGACACCAGACAUCAAUACCUUGUCACCAUGUCUGAUUAUUCUGCAUCCCCGUCCGACCAUCACAACGAAAUCCAAGCACCGAAACGAAAAGCCACCCAGGCCGGCCUCGAUGGACAUGCAACCGGACGUUCAGUAAAGAGAAGGGCUUCCAAAGCUUGUCAAUGCUGUCGAGCUCGCAAAGUGCGAUGCAAUGUUACAGAGCACGGCGCUCCUUGCACAAAUUGCCGACUCGACGAAGUCGACUGCAUUGUGUCAGAGAGCAGGCGCAAAAAGAAAUGGAGCAAAGAUGACGAACAAACUACGGAAAACACAAGCGUAACAGCAACUGCCACACGCAAGAUCGCGUCGCGUGAUGCGCUCGACGGUGCUCAAAACCUAAAUCGAUCUUCGUCGCGAGGGUCACAUGAGGCGGAAUCGAGACGAGACGAGCAUGUACCACAUUCCAUAUACCAAAGCCAUGGCCAUCGUAUUAAUUCUGUCGCGAGCAUUUCGGAUAUCCAACGCCGUCUUUCCAUCACUUCGCAGAUCAAUGGCCUGCCUACACUACCAUUUUCGCCGUUUUCCAACGAACCGCGAGCACCCUUUUUUGGAAGUUUACCGCAAAAACCCGCUCCCGGCGAGUUGCCUCGAUUCAUCAAACCUCUUCCGGCCAAAAUCGGACCUGAUGAGAUUGCGUAUCUGGAGAAGAAAGGCGCACUGUCUGUACCAAAGGGGAAUCUUCGCGGCGAAAUGCUCCGAGCAUACGUUGAAUUCGUUCAUCCGUACAUGCCCCUUUUGGAUCUGCAUGACUUCUUGUCAAUGAUCGACAAAAGAGAUGGCAGCAAAGGGAAAGUUAGCUUGAUCCUGUUCCAGGCCGUCAUGUUUGCCGGAUCGGCGUUUGUUGACAUGGAAUACUUGCGUACCGCUGGCUACGCUACUCGAAAAGACGCGCGCAAGGACUUUUUCCAAAAGACUAGAAUCCUCUACGAUUUUGAUUACGAGUCCGAUCGUGUGUCACUUGUUCAAGCACUCUUGUUGCUGACGUACUACUACGAGACUCCCGAUGACCAGAAAGACACCUGGCAUUGGAUGGGCGUCGCAACGUCCGUUGCCCACACUAUCGGGCUGCACCGCAACCCAGAUAAUACCAACCUGGAUAGCAAACGCGUCAAGCUCUGGAAGCGAAUAUGGUGGUCAACAUAUAUGCGUGACCGACUCAUUGCACUUGGCAUGCGACGACCGACAAGGAUAAAGACCGAGGACUUCGAUGUGCCUAUGCUGACGUUGGAUGAUUUCGAGAUUGCACCUCUUCCGGAAUCGAUCACUUGCCUACCAGCUGACUGCCGCAUUGCACGAGACGUGGAUGCGCAGCGGCAGCUAGCUAUCAUGUGCAUUGAGAAGGCUCGACUGUGUCUGUGCAUUUCCCAUGUGCUAUCAAAGCAAUACUGCGUAUUGAACAACAACCACGGACUUCAGAAUGACCGCACAACCAUGAUGUUGCUUCCGAAGAAACUGGAUCCCGAGACUAGUGAGGUCAAGGCUUGCGAUGAAGAACUGCAGAAAUGGGUGUCGGAACUCCCGGAUGAGGCCAAGUAUACAGACACGCCCAGCGGUGAGGCAGCAAUUGAUCUUGCAAGGUCACUGCUGCACAUGGUCUUCUUCACUACGCUGUCUGCCCUACAUCGGCCCCAGGUUUUACCAAACUCACAAGGCGGUCCAGCAAGCGCCCCAACGAAGGAGAACGUCGAAUCUGAACUCCUAGAUGUUUCUCGCCGAAAUGUUCGUCGUGCAGCUUCAGCUAUCACAUCGAUUGCGCAGCGUCUGGAUGUAGGCGGUCUCGUUAAGUACCUGCCAACAACGGGUGUCACAGUUCUUCUGCCAGCAAUCAUUAUUCACCUACUUGACAUCAAGGCGCCAGAAGAGGAGACUCGUCGGUCAUCUCUACGUGGCUUCUGCCAGUGCAUGGCUGUCAUGGGCAAGCUGCGAGAUCUUUACGCUGCUGCCGAUUACUCCGUGGCUUUCUUAGAAGCCGCCAUUCGCAAAGCAGGUAUCCAUGUUGCUCCUGUGGCAGCUGCUCAAGCUGUGCCGAUGCCCAAGCCUUCGCCCGUAACGACCGUAGAAGAUCUGGUAGAUGCCGGAAGACGACUCGAUAUGGCCAACACAACGACAACUGCAACGCAAAAUGUACGGCCCUCAACAUUGACUCCGCCGCCAGACCACGGCACUACUAACAUGCUCGCUUUGGAAAAGCAGCACAAUCAGCCCAAUGUUACAGAUGAGGAAGUCGCUCGCCGCCUCGAGACUUUCCUUGCAUCUACCCCGCCAGAUUCUGAUCACGAGCACAUGCCCAGUAUCACUAUUGCCGAAGAGUCACACCUGGCUGAUGUCACGGCUCCUGCAUCGAACUCCCACACAAACGACAACCUUAACUCUAUGAAUUUUAACAAAUGGAGCACGAUGGACCUUGCAGCGAAUCCAUUUACCAACAACAUCAACCAUCACCAGGAUGAUGAGAUGCUUUUCUCUAGCUUACCACUGAACAACGAAUUCGACGACGGUGACUUUGAUCAGUUGCUCAAUCUGGAUGCAGUUGGCGAGGCGUUCAAUUUCGACGACUCGGCACUGGAAAGCAACAUGGGCCUUGGAGACGUAGACUGGCUUGGUGCUGGUAAUGACCUGACAGCAGAGGCAUAAGAGGAAUAGCUCGAUCAUCGAGCACGAUGUCACGAUUUCUCUUGCAUAACGGAAAAGUUCUUUUAUGGGAUUUCUUUGGAUCUGCGGCACUUUUCUUUGCGAAGAUAUCCAUUUCCUUGUCAUGUUCUUCUGUGUACGCCUUUUGUUCAGAUGGUGACAAAUGGGAUGGGAAUGUAAUAGGAAAAGCACGUUUGUUGGCGACGAUGAAGAACGUUGCUUACAUAAUACGCUGUUCAGCACGACGAUAUGAAUUGAACCACGUAUACGACUCCA
Molecule: messenger RNA, 3160 nt
Organism: Alternaria alternata
Lineage: Eukaryota; Fungi; Ascomycota; Dothideomycetes; Pleosporales; Pleosporaceae
Product: cutinase transcription factor 1 alpha
Exons: 4
Coding region: 242-2887 (881 amino acids)
Biological process (GO): regulation of DNA-templated transcription; DNA-templated transcription
Molecular function (GO): DNA-binding transcription factor activity, RNA polymerase II-specific; DNA binding; zinc ion binding
Source: RefSeq, a predicted model, not a curated record